Molecule: messenger RNA, 525 nt
Organism: Aspergillus clavatus NRRL 1
Lineage: Eukaryota; Fungi; Ascomycota; Eurotiomycetes; Eurotiales; Aspergillaceae
Product: putative calcium/calmodulin dependent protein kinase
Exons: 2
Coding region: 1-525 (174 amino acids)
Biological process (GO): protein phosphorylation; mitotic DNA damage checkpoint signaling
Cellular component (GO): nucleus
Molecular function (GO): ATP binding; protein serine/threonine kinase activity
Source: RefSeq, a predicted model, not a curated record
AUGGUUGAACAGGUUCAGAUCAUCGACCUUGAAAAUGCUGCGUACCUUCCUAAGGGCAGAUGUAUCAAAGGUAUGCUUGCGGGUAAUGACAAUUGGCGAAGCCCUGAGGCGCACUUCAAGGGUGAGCUUAAUAAACCAACUGAUGUUCUUUCAUUUGGGGUCGUCUGCAUCUACGCUAUGCUCGGGCGUGUCAUCUUCGGUCCUGACGAGGAUUUCAGAAAACAUCAGACGCAGGGUGCACUGCCUGCUUUCAUCCGCCUGCAACGCCAAGUGUCGUAUUUUGGAGACUCAGACGGGAUUAAAGGUCUUCUGAAACACAUUGCCGAUGAUGAGAUUAGUUGCCAGGUCCUAAGGAUGCUAUGGGAUGAAAGGUCUGAGGAACACAUCCCAUACAAACUAUUUUCCGAGUGGCCCGAAGUCGUCGAUCCAACAUUCAAAGAUCUUAUUCAGCGACUCACAAACCUGGACCCGACCAAACGAGCCACAGCGUGUCAGGCAUUGGAGCAUCCAUGGUUUUAUGAUUAG